AUGGAGUUCACUAACAUAAAGUGCACAACUUUGGAUAAGGAUUUUGACGACUUUGAGUACUGCCGUCUGAAGUCCGUAAACCGUACUUUUAAAUAUAUAUCGCUCAGAGUGAAUCUAUAUAAGGUCCCUAUCACCAAAGUCAAGGUUAACUUUGCACUGCUCAAGAGAUUCAGUGGAUACAAGCCGUUUCUUUAUAACAUUACUGUGGAUGCCUGCAAAGUUCUUAAACAUCCGAAGUCAAGUCCAGUUUUUGGAUUUUUCCACAGUCUUUUUCGGGAUUAUUCCAACAUGAAUCACACCUGCCCCUUUGAUCACGAUCUUAUUGUGGACAAGCUUUCCGCCGAGUUUAUAAAUACACAGUUCACAAAAGUUUUGCCAUUUCCCCUCGGAGAUUACCAAUUUCAUUCAAGCUGGAUAGCAGAUGAUAUAAAUCGAGCGGAAGUUCGGGUCUACGGCACUCUUUCUUAA
Messenger RNA from Drosophila takahashii, 468 nucleotides. RefSeq lists its product as uncharacterized. Lineage: Eukaryota; Metazoa; Arthropoda; Insecta; Diptera; Drosophilidae. The record is from RefSeq and is a predicted model, not a curated record.